AUGUCCGAGUGGGGCUCAAAGACCGUCGCCGAAUUGAAGAAAGAGUGCAAAGAAAGAGGCCUCAAAGUGUCCGGGACAAAAGCCGAGCUUGUUGAAAGAAUCGAAGAAGCCAUUGCGGAGGGAAAUGAUACUCUCGAGACGACCGGUGGCAACAUCGAAGACGAACUCCUAGCUGAGGUUGAGGAACCAGAGCCUGAGCAGAGUGAAGAGACUGACGAAUUGAAGACAGAAGAUAUCAUUGAAGAAGAGCCAAAAGCUGAAGAAAAGAAAGCUACCCCGCCGGUAGAAGACGAAGUCGCCAAAAAGAUUUCUCGAGCGGAACGAUUUGGGCUUGAAUCAAAAGAAGUUCUUGAGCAGAAAAAGCUGAGCCGUGCAGAGCGAUUCGGCCUCCCAGCUGCCGAAAAGGCAAAGGCAGAUGAGAAGAAGCGCGCCCGUGCCGAGCGUUUUGGCCUUACAAAUGCCAAUGGUACCAGCGGAGCCGCUAAGAAGUCUAAACUGGAAGGCACGGACAUCGCAGUCGACCCAGAGAAGAUCAAGAAGCGAAUGGAACGCUUCGGCGCAUUAGACGACCCAGAAUCGAAGAAAAAGCGCGAGCCGCUCGAUUCGCCAUGGCCUAGAUUUACACUCACGCCACUUGUAGUUCAUUUCAUUUCCUCAAAUUAG
Molecule: messenger RNA, 663 nt
Organism: Oikopleura dioica
Lineage: Eukaryota; Metazoa; Chordata; Appendicularia; Copelata; Oikopleuridae
Source: the annotation of a GenBank genome assembly